CAGAUGUGUGACAUCAUGCUGGAGAUCGAGCGGGAGAGAGACACGUGUCUGGCUCAAAUUGAAAACAAAACAACAGGUUGUACUGGGAUGUGGGACAGGAUUGCGUGCUGGCCCAGUGCCAGUUUUGGAGAGGUGGUCACCAUCCCUUGUCCCAAAUAUUUCUUCUACUUCACCAGAGACGUCCAUACGGGUAACCUGUCAAAGACCUGCACCGAGGACGGCUGGUCUGAGGUCAGCUCCGUUUCCUACGCGCUGGGCUGUGGAUUCAAUCCCAACAACACCAUGGACGAAGAGACGGGGGAGUUCUUUGGCGCGGUCAAAGUGGGCUACACCAUUGGCCACAGUGUGUCGCUCAUUUCUCUCACCGUCGCCAUCAUCAUCCUCUGUCUCUUCAGGAAGCUGCACUGCACAAGAAACUACAUCCACAUGAAUCUCUUUGUGUCGUUCAUCCUGAAAGCCAUAGCCGUGUUCAUCAAGGAUGUGGUUUUGUAUGAAGUCGGCGAGACGGAAAACUGCCACUCCUCGGUGGGCUGCAAGACUGUGGUGGUCUUCUUCCAGUACGGGGUCAUGGCCAGUUUCUUCUGGCUGCUGGUGGAGGGCCUCUAUCUCCACGCUCUGCUCGCCGUCUCCUUCUUCUCGGAGAGGAAGUACUUCUGGUGGUACAUCAUGAUCGGCUGGGGAGCGCCGAGCCUCUUUAUCACAGCGUGGGUAAUUACAAAGGCUUACGUAAAUGAUCCUGGAUGCUGGGACAUGAUUGACGACAACCGGUGGUGGAUCAUCAAAACGCCAAUUUUAGUCACCAUACUUGUAAACUUCUUCCUCUUCAUCUGUAUAAUUCGGAUUUUGCGACAGAAGAUGAAUUGCCCGGACAUCGGGAGAAAGGAGUCCAAUCAGUACUCGAGACUGGCUAAAUCCACACUGCUGCUGAUACCUCUCUUUGGGAUAAACUAUAUCAUUUUUGCCUUUAUCCCCGACCACAUCCACCCACAUGUGCGAUUGGUGUUUGAUCUUAUUCUGGGUUCGUUUCAGGGUUUUGUUGUGGCCGUUUUGUACUGCUUUUUAAAUGGAGAGGUGCAGGCGGAGAUUAAGCGUAAAUGGCGCAGGUGGAUGUUGCAGAGGUUCCUGGGCGCUGACACUAAGUACCAGCAGCCCUCCAUCGGCAGCAACGGCAACAAUUUCAGCACACAGAUCACCAUGUUGACUAAAUGUAGCCCCAACACGAGCCGGGCAUCUGCUGGUCAAGAGCACUUCUCUGCCAUCUGAGUCUUCCUGCAGGAGACAGCCGGGCUGUUUUCCAACAGGGUGGCGAUGGCUAGAUCCUGUUAUGUCUUGGUAAAGGUUAACUCACAUCCCCGCUGAAUCACAGUAACAUUUCUCGCUUCAUUCUGAGUAG
Messenger RNA from Myripristis murdjan (pinecone soldierfish), 1393 nucleotides. Its product is annotated as vasoactive intestinal polypeptide receptor-like. The coding region runs from base 4 to 1263 and encodes 419 amino acids. Gene Ontology annotation, biological process: cell surface receptor signaling pathway; adenylate cyclase-modulating G protein-coupled receptor signaling pathway. The record is from RefSeq and is a predicted model, not a curated record. Gene Ontology annotation, cellular component: plasma membrane. The transcript is spliced from 12 exons. Gene Ontology annotation, molecular function: vasoactive intestinal polypeptide receptor activity; G protein-coupled peptide receptor activity; peptide hormone binding. NCBI's taxonomy places the organism in Eukaryota, Metazoa, Chordata, Actinopteri, Holocentriformes, Holocentridae.